CUUUCUUUUCAGCCUUAACUCUUCACGUUAGCCUGAUUUUUGGAUUAGCAGAUUUUGGAUUAGCAAAACUCCACUGUAUUUGACUUAAUUGUUAUAAUGUACUUCUGAGAAAUUUGUACACAGUGCACCUGCAAUUAUUUGUAGGAUUUCAGCAAGUAGGUGACCCACUGCAUCAGACAUUCGAUGGUGUUUGAAAAUUUUACUGUCCCAUCUCAAGAGGCGACAUUAAAUGUUUUUAACUGUUACAGGGCUGCAAACAAUGUUGCAUCGCCUUUACUCUUCGUUGGUGCUCUGCUACGAUACAGUUCACAUGGUUGUUGGCAUUAUUUGUUCCAUUAUUGAAUCCACGAUACAUAUCUUCAAGCCACCAGUCGCAAAAUCAGUGAAAGGUGAAGUAGCUCUGGUGGUGGGCGCGGGGCACGGCGUGGGGCGGGAGCUGGCGCUGCAGCUGGCGACCCUCGGCGCGACGGUCGUCUGCUGGGACGCCGACCACGGGGCGGGCCGGGAGACCGCGGAGGCGGCCGGCGGCGAGGCCCGGGCGUACCUCUGCGAUGUCUCCGACCGGGAGCAGAUUUUGCAGACAGCUCGGCUGGUGCAGAAGGAGGUUGGUGACGUCUCCAUUCUGAUCCACUGUGGCGGUGCUCCGAGUCGUUGCCGCUCUCUGUCCGAACUCACGCUGGAAGACACCAAAGCGAUGUCCGACAGCAUUUUCAGCUAUUUCUGGGUGCUGGAGGCCUUCCUGCCCCGCAUGCGGGCGGCGAACCGGGGCCACGUGGCGGUGCUGUCCUCGGCAGCGGGGCUGGCCGGCGCCGGGGAGCGGGUGGCGCUUCGCACGGCCCAGUUCGCCGCGCAGGGGCUGGUCGAGUCCCUGGCCGAGGAGCUGCGCGUCUCGGGCCUGGGCGGCGUGCGCCUGACGCUUGCGAGCGUGCACCCGCGCGCCGCCGCCAUCGACGACGCUGCUUCAGCCAGGGUUCCACAUUUCUUUGGAACUCCUGACCCGAAAGAAGCGGCGCACCAGAUCCUCAUGGCCAUGAGGAGGAACUAUUCGGAAGUCAGCGUUCCUCAUUACUUGUUCUAUCUGGCGAACAUGUUUCGCAUUUUACCUCCCAAAGCUUCACGAAUGCUUCGAGAGGUGCUUGAUGUCGGCGUGGAAGCUUGCUGAUGCAAAACUUCUGGUGUUGUUCGCUACGGUGCUUCCGUCUACGAGUAUGAACGUCUGGGGCUUUGUCCUCGCACGAGCGGAUCACGCAAAAAAAAGUUGUCGGUGUAAGAACGGUUCUAGUUCUAAUGAAAAUACACAUGUUGAAACGUAUGUAUAAUGAAUCAUAGUAUUGUCGAUGGCUGACGAGCGUUGAGUAAUUUAGUCUUUCAUGAAGGAUUGAGGCACAAGUAUUAUCAAAUGUCAGUUUUCUCUACUCUUUCGAAUUUUAAUUUUCCCUGUGGUCAUUGGGAUACAAUAUCUUCCAGGGGCAAAUACAGAAACUCCAGAAGAAGGUAAAGUUGUGGCCAUAAACUUUUUUUUUUAUCCUUUCAGGAAAAAAAUUAAUUAUCCAGUGGCAAUCAGAAAAUAAAGGAGGGGGAGUACUUCAGGCUCCCAAGGGCAUCCUUUCUCUGUUCCCUUUCUAAGUUAGGAAUAAAGGAAAUGAUUGAUGGUACAAUACUGAUAAAUUCCUGUGUUAAGUUAACAUGAACACAUAAACUGUUAGAAAUAUGAGUAGUUUUUAUUUUUAUUAAAAAAAAUAGUUACAUUCAGUUCAGCCUCUUUUGAAAUAAAAUUCAAGCCAUGCUUCUCCCAGUGAUUUACACAAAUGUUCACCUGAGUUGCCUGUCCGGUGUUUGCGGAAGUGAAAACGUUGGUUCCGCGCCGGUUCCUUUGAUUUUUCCCUGUUUGUCUAGUGUCCUGUUAAAAAUAUGGACAUUAAUGGGAAAAGGAAAAUUAAAUUUUUAUCAUCUUGUAACUUAAUUUUUUUUAAAUUGACAGCUAAAUUUUUUUAAAAAAAUUUGAAGCUUUUAUUCCUACGUGACGCAAUCCUACCGGAAAUUUGAUCUCAAGCACUUAAAAACUGACUUGAGAAUAAUUUGUCAGGAAAGAAUAUCAGAAUGUUACAAAAUAAAUGAGCAAAACCAUCGUCAAAAUUUAAGUUGCAGGUCGGGUUAAUAGUGUGGUUUGAAAGAGUAAAUUUUUCUAAUUUUCCGCGGGAGAGCCUCCAUAAAAUUGAAUAGUCCCGGGCCCUGGGAAGCCUAAGGCCAGUACUGGUGAAAGCAUUUCUGCUGAAAAACAUUUCCACCAUCAACCAGCGUACUUUUCAAACAAGGAAUCAGCAAAGGUCAUUGUUGCAAACAGUGCAUGGGAGCAGUUGUGUUAGUUGCAGUUACACUGGCAUGUCAUGCACCGAUUGUAAUGUCUUACAGUUUUACAAAGUAAUAGAAAAAGUAUGAUAUGUACCUAUCAGUUGAUGUCUUCGUUCUUACAGUUUUUGACAGCCAAGUACGUAGUCCCUAUGAGAAUACAUCAAAACAAGCAGCAUAAUGUGAAACUAUACUUUUGAUUUUCAAGGAAAUAUAACUCUUAUAAAUUACAAAACUGUUUUUCUCAAAGAAAGUGAAUGUUAAGUUCAUGUUCUUAAGUUUGGUGUAAGUUGACUAUUUAUUUAAUUUUGGAUAGAUUUAACCUUCCAACCUGUACGUAUAUGAACAUGGAUAUUAUUUUAUUGGUUAUUGUAUGUAUUUGCUGUCAAAUAUAUUUAUUAUUGUAUGUACGAAUGUAUAUUUAUGGUUAAUGUAUUAUAUUGUUGUAUAUUGUGCACGAAAAAUAAAGCUUACUU
This is a messenger RNA of Bacillus rossius redtenbacheri, 2825 nucleotides long. Its product is annotated as epidermal retinol dehydrogenase 2-like. The coding region runs from base 230 to 1162 and encodes 310 amino acids. Gene Ontology annotation, cellular component: lipid droplet. Gene Ontology annotation, molecular function: oxidoreductase activity, acting on the CH-OH group of donors, NAD or NADP as acceptor. The transcript is spliced from 6 exons. The record is from RefSeq and is a predicted model, not a curated record. Lineage: Eukaryota; Metazoa; Arthropoda; Insecta; Phasmatodea; Bacillidae.